CCCCUCAUUCCUGAACAACCUCAACCACAACCCUUUGCUCACCAAUAUUCACCAUUUGAGCAACAAAUGCUAAAUAGCAUGAAUGCUUUAAACCUCAACUACACUCAACUUCGGGAUGAAGUUGUGUUGUAUAGAACAGAGCAAAGGCAGGACUAUGAGAGGAUAGAGGAGAAAAGGCAAGGGGACUGGCGGAGAUACGAAGAAGAUCGGCGGAGAGAUCAGGAGGACCAUAGGAGGACUUUUGGCCCUAUCUACUCCUAUGUAGCACAUACAUUAGGGUGGCUUUUCAUCGAUGACCACUCCUCCUCCGACACCCUCAUGGUAUAACCUCACUGAAUGGGGUUAGUUUGGCGGUUCGAGCUCUAGUGGUGGAGGCGGGGAUGACGGACACGGCGGUGAUCACAUGGAUGAGGAUACACACUUUAGGGGCUACCAUGGCUAUUGAGGAUUUUUUUAUGGCGGAGAUGCAGGCGGGCACUAGGGACUGUGCCAUAGGCUAGCGGUAGGGGGGAUCUUUCCGGAUCCUAAGGGUGAUGACUAAAGAGAGUUCAUUGCAUGAAGAAAUUGGAAUUGAAGAUACCUUGAUGUAUUCUAUUUAUGUUGGGGAUACUUUGUGAUUAUUUUGUUUCUAAAAACACUUUGUGAUGGUUGUGUUGAUGAACUUAUCAUUUUAGGAUUUCUUGGAUUGCAUUUACUCGAGACGAGUAAAGAUUCAAGCGUGGGGAUAUUUGAUAUGCACUAGUUUAUAGUGCAUAAAUGUAUGUUUUUAUAUUGAUUUUGUAUGGAUUUUCUAUCGUUAUUA
Molecule: messenger RNA, 802 nt
Organism: Cuscuta europaea
Lineage: Eukaryota; Viridiplantae; Streptophyta; Magnoliopsida; Solanales; Convolvulaceae
Source: the annotation of a GenBank genome assembly